CGUCUCUAAGGAUGCCCACCGAGUCAGCUUCGCAGGGGCCGGGCCAGGGCAUCACUUCCCUGUCCCCAACAGUGGAGGUGACCGGCAGGACUCUGCACUGGUCUUUCACACGCGCAGACUCAGAAUCGGCGGGUGGCCGGGGCUCCUAGCAACCGGCUGCCAGCCCGGGCCUGGGGAGAGAGGAGGUCGCAAUGGACGAGCCAGCCCCCGCAUCCAUCAACCACCCCUCCGCAGUACCGAGAGAAAACCUGGGACGCGGAGAGUCGCUCGUCACGACCUCGAAACAGAUCCGGAAGAGUUCAACUCUUGAUAGAGAAGGAUGGUGGAGGGUUACAUUAACGAAUACUCCAAUACCUGGCACUUACCACAUAAAGACUUUUAUUGAAGAGUCGCUAUUAAAUCCAGUGAAAGCAACCUACAAUUUUAAAAACGAAGGGAGGAAAAGGAUACCACUUGUGCAGAGAAACGACCCAGUCCCAAACGACCUCCCGCAGUACAAGCCCCCCGACUUCCUGGAGCUGUUGAAGAAGCAGAUGGCCUCCUACUCAUUCAAAGACCAGCCCCGGCCCAACCCCAGCACUCUAGUUGACAAAGAUGAGACACUCCACCUUUGCCCAGGACAGUACGAGUUACUCCCAGCUCCUGUUCCCAAGAGUUCUUCCAGGAGCUUCGUAUUUCGUUCUGAGGUUCAAAGAUUCCCACCAAACUAUUUCACACCUCAUGAAGGCCCUGGACCAGGUGAAUAUAACUUGAAACCCCCCUCAGCAGGUUCCAUUACUUCUUGUUUUCGAUCUAAGGUCCCCCGAUUCUUGCCUGCCAGUUCAAAAACACCAGGUCCAGGAGCAUACACGGCUUCAAGACAGUUCCCUAAGCAGUCCCCAACCAUCGCCAAAAUGGGUAGAGAACACAACCUCUUCUUCAAUAACACGAUUGGCUUCUAAAAUAAAGCAAUAUUGGUGCCAAGCUACUUUGAGCUUUAGCAAGUUCUUAUAUCUAGAAAGAUCUUGCCCCUUGUGAUCUUGCCCAUUUCUUUUUUUGAGGGGUGGACCCUGGAUCAGUUGCCUGGGUGACCAUCCUGUAGGAUCCUAGUCUGAGCAACCAGUUGCUCUGCUUAUCCAAGAGGACAGAUGGCUGUCCCAGAGACUGGCCCAGGCUGUGCCUUGAAGCAGCGUGCAUGGCGGAUGUGGCCAGGCUAUGUGCCACCACGCUAAUGUCGGAAGAUCUCCACAUCCCCUUGAAGGCUUCUGUGGGUCGGUUGCAUCAAGCCACAGGUAGACUUGACGGGCUCCCAAAAGAUGGCACUUUUCUCUCUUCCAACUUCCUGAGAAGAACAGUUCGACUCAACCAUGUAUAGCAUCACACAACAGAUGACAUCCUGGUCAGAGACCCAUGCAUAUAUGACAGUGGUCUCUGAACAAUACAAAGGAGCAGAAAACCCUCUGUUGCCUGCCUAAUGGCAUUGUAGUAUAGGGUAGCACGAGUUUGUGGCAACAUCAGCAUGAACGAAGCCAUCAGCCUGCCUGGUGCAUGCAAGCAUGACACUGUUCCCCUGGACAAGCUGUCACCAUCUUCGCCUCUGCUUGUCGACUGUUGAUGUUCCUUUAGGAGGAGUCAUGGGUCACCCGAGUGUCUAGCCAUGCCAUCCAACCAAUUAUCUGCAAGCCUGCCCUGGCUGCACACGGCCUCAGUGAGGAGCUUCGGGUACGUAGCUGGGAAGGAAGUCAUCAUCUGCUCACCCAACAGGAACUGUCAUCCACGCCAGACUAGGGAGGGAGUCAUCUGUGCAGCCAUGCAGGAGCUAUCCACGCCGGCUACAGACCUUCCAGAGCGCUGUCCUAAGGCCACCGUAAGCCCUCACCCUUUACUCUGUAAGCAAGUCUAAUAAACUCACUGGUUUCCCAGUGUGAACUUUA
Mesocricetus auratus (golden hamster) is the source of this 1913-nucleotide messenger RNA. RefSeq names its product sperm-tail PG-rich repeat containing 4 (gene Stpg4). Bases 192 to 941 code for a protein of 249 amino acids. Gene Ontology annotation, biological process: epigenetic programing of male pronucleus. Lineage: Eukaryota; Metazoa; Chordata; Mammalia; Rodentia; Cricetidae. The record is from RefSeq and is a predicted model, not a curated record. The transcript is spliced from 7 exons. Gene Ontology annotation, molecular function: chromatin binding; histone binding. Gene Ontology annotation, cellular component: female pronucleus; germinal vesicle; male pronucleus.